Exophiala aquamarina CBS 119918 is the source of this 2187-nucleotide messenger RNA. RefSeq lists its product as uncharacterized. The record is from RefSeq and is a predicted model, not a curated record. The coding region runs from base 1 to 2187 and encodes 728 amino acids. Lineage: Eukaryota; Fungi; Ascomycota; Eurotiomycetes; Chaetothyriales; Herpotrichiellaceae. The transcript has a single exon.
AUGGCAUCUGGGCAACCCGCAUAUGUGGGUCUGGAGGCAGACGACAACGAUUUGCCCACCGACCAACAUGGCACACAAUCAUUGGCCUAUUCCAGUAAUAUGAUCUUUCCGAAGACGGCUUAUGUCGGCGUCUCACUGGAUGACGAUAUCGACACAGUAAACGUCGACGUGCGAAGUAUUCAAUCCUCCCGGACUCAAGCCAGUGGUUUCAGCAGACUUACCCAGACAAGCUAUCGCUCUAAUAUUGCUCUUUUCACCACCCAGGCACAUGAACAAGCCUCGCAUGCCGCUUCAACUAUGCAACAGAACUUUUACCAGCUCUUCAGCCGCGAAUUCUGGCGCACUUUGCCGUCACACUCUAAGUCAUGGUGGCAAGAGGCCUACGCAGAUGUGAAAACUUUGAGACUCCGCCACCAGCUUUGGCGUUUUACAAACGUGAUUGGUCCGAUCGCGAUAAUCAUCGCCCUGAUCGUCGUGAUGAAGAUUGUCACUUUGAAAGAUCUUUAUCCUGUCCACGAAGCUUGUCGCCCCGAUUCGGGUUUCUAUGUUGGCGACGCUGAGUAUAAUAUCUGGGCGCGUGAUGGGUUUUUUCAAAUCACUUUGGCUUUUGGAGAAUUUCCGUUCUCGACCGCGAAGAUCAUCGACGUGGCUUGGGAUAUCGUUGUUGGCCGCGGGGGUCAAGGGAUACUGGUCUGGGUAUGUUUCGUUGUCUAUGGUAAAGCACUUGUGCGCUCCAUGGAGUCAACAUCUGUGUCUUUCGGCACUUUUGAAGCCAUCACCUUGCAAUCCGGAUCAGUCACUGGCAGUCUAAAAUUAGCGCGAGAUCUACUCAAGCACCCCAGCAUACAGGCGAGGUUUAUGGUCUUUUGGGUGAUUACAAGUGCAAUAUUUGUUUUGUCAUUCCCUACAAUGGCUAGCGCAAUGAGUGGUUAUGCCGCCAAUAUCAAGUCAUAUGUUGAUGUGGGUGAAGGGGAUAUGGUUGGAUACGCAAGUUUCAGCCUUGUUAGGUACAUCAUACACGAUGGCGACAGGCUGGGUGGCAACUUCGGGAAAGACUAUAAAGUCCUUGUUGGCAAAUAUUCUGAGCGUACCGAGAUUGUGGAUGUGCAAGAAUCGGAGGACUGCAUUGCGCCAUAUUAUCCACAUCAAAAUUAUGGCGUUGACGAUUUGGAAUUGGAUUGGAGUGAUGCACAUGCGGUACCAGAAUGCGAGUUUUACUGGCAUGUCUCCGAAUACGCGUUCAACUAUGGCUUUCUGGGUAUGAAUCAAACCAAUUCAACCUUCAACAACAGCGGGACCAUCAUCAAUCUACCUUCGCCGGCCCUGAAUAUUAGCGCAAUAUUCUGGAACGAGAGCUGGAUCUCUGCCGCUGAAGAUGCCGAUUGGUGGUAUUAUCCGUACGGCGUCCAUUGGAAGUCUCCCAGCGGCGACACCCCCUUCGCCCGGACACAACAGCCUUUGUUCUCCAAUGGUGAAUUCACCUUCGAAAUCGACAAGAUCAAUGAGCUUGGCCGAUGCCAGCAGUCCAACACAAGCUACAAAUGGGGUUUCUCAUUCCUCAUCCUCUUUGUUGUUCUCUUGCUGUUCGCUGUAUGGUGCGUGGGAAUGUACGCUCUUUGGAUAGACGCUUUUCUACAUUCACGUGUAGACAAUGCUGGCCGGCAUAUUGGCCUUCAGCGUGCGGUAUUGGAUUUAGCACAUGUUAUGCGCAAUGAUAUCGGUGAUGACCUCCCAGAGAUGGCAUCCAACAAUCAGGUCAACGAGAAGGUCCGCAAGGACCUGAAAGGAGGAAGAAUAUCCUACCAAAUGUUGAACCCUGAGUUCAUGCCCAUGAGCAGGUGGACUGAGUUCAGGUUGCGUUGUCGAGCAAAAGGUUCGAUCAAAGCAUGGGCCAAGGCGGAAUGGCCAUGGAUUGCUUUCUUCCUUCUCUCAGUUGGGUUUCUGGCCUCAGCAAUUGGAGGAACGCAUGCACCCGUCUUCACGGCGUUCUUCCUCUGUUAUGGUAGCGCUUCGGCGCUUUAUGCUGGGUCCUCUCACAAGGGGCGUUGGCUGGUAUUUCUAGUCUGCUGUGCUGUCGCCAUCAUCUUAGGGCCCAUCGGCCCUUACGUAUAUCUGGAUAAAAACCAUUACGGAGUCGUCUGGCUCAGAGAUGAUGCUUAUUAUGCACUCUCGUGGUGGUACGGAUAA